CUGAAUACUAGGUACGUUCUAUGGAUGAACUAAAUCAUGAUUUUCAAGCACUUGCUCUGGAGGGAAGAGCUAUGGGAGAGCAGCUCUUGCCAGGUAAAAAGUUUUGGGAAACAGAUGAAUCCAGCAAAGAUGGACCAAAAGGAAUAUUCCUGGGUGAUCAAUGGCGAGACAGUGCCUGGGGAACAUCAGAUCAUUCAGUUUCCCAGCCAAUCAUGGUGCAGAGAAGACCUGGUCAGAGUUUCCAUGUGAACAGUGAGGUCAAUUCUGUACUGUCCCCACGAUCGGAGAGUGGGGGACUAGGCGUUAGCAUGGUGGAGUAUGUGUUGAGCUCAUCCCCGGGCGAUUCCUGUCUAAGAAAAGGAGGAUUUGGCCCAAGGGAUGCAGACAGUGAUGAAAACGACAAAGGUGAAAAGAAGAACAAGGGUACGUUUGAUGGAGAUAAGCUAGGAGAUUUGAAGGAGGAGGGUGAUGUGAUGGACAAGACCAAUGGUUUACCAGUGCAGAAUGGGAUUGAUGCAGACGUCAAAGAUUUUAGCCGUACCCCUGGUAAUUGCCAGAAUUCUGCUAAUGAAGUGGAUCUUCUGGGUCCAAACCAGAAUGGUUCUGAGGGCUUAGCCCAGCUGACCAGCACCAAUGGUGCCAAGCCCGUGGAGGAUUUCUCCAACAUGGAGUCCCAGAGUGUCCCCUUGGACCCCAUGGAACAUGUGGGCAUGGAGCCUCUGCAGUUUGAUUAUUCAGGCACGCAGGUACCUGUGGACUCAGCAGCCGCAACUGUGGGACUUUUUGACUACAAUUCUCAACAACAGCUGUUCCAAAGACCCAACGCACUCGCAGUCCAGCAGCUGACGGCCGCUCAGCAGCAGCAGUACGCCCUUGCAGCAGCACACCAGCCACACAUUGCAGGUUUAGCUCCUGCCGCGUUUGUGCCCAAUCCAUACAUCAUCAGCGCUGCUCCCCCAGGGACGGACCCCUACACAGCUGGAUUGGCUGCAGCAGCUACGCUUGGCCCCGCUGUGGUCCCUCACCAGUAUUAUGGCGUCACUCCCUGGGGAGUCUACCCUGCCAGUCUUUUCCAGCAGCAAGCUGCUGCUGCUGCAGCUGCAACCAAUUCUGCUAACCAGCAGACCACCCCACAAGCUCAGCAAGGAGGGCAGCAGGUUCUCCGUGGAGGAGCAAGCCAGCGUCCUUUGACCCCAAAUCAGAAUCAGCAGGGACAGCAAACAGAUCCACUAGUGGCAGCUGCAGCUGUGAACUCUGCCCUUGCAUUUGGACAGGGUCUGGCUGCAGGCAUGCCAGGCUAUCCAGUUUUGGCUCCUGCUGCUUACUAUGACCAAACUGGUGCUCUUGUGGUGAAUGCAGGAGCAAGAAAUGGCCUUGGAGCUCCUGUUCGGCUUGUAGCUCCUGCUCCAGUAAUCAUUAGUUCCUCAGCAGCACAAGCAGCUGUUGCAGCGGCCGCAGCUUCAGCAAAUGGAGCCGCUGGUGGUCUUGCUGGAACAACAAAUGGACCAUUUCGUCCUUUAGGAACCCAGCAGCCUCAACCCCAGCCCCAGCAGCAGCCUGGUAACAGCUUGGCAUCCAGCUCUUUCUAUGGCAACAACUCCCUGAGCAGCAACUCCCAGAGCAGCUCCCUCUUCUCCCAGGGCUCUGCCCAGCCUGCCAAUACGUCUUUGGGAUUUGGAAGCAGCAGUUCACUUGGCGCGACCCUGGGAUCAGCCCUCGGAGGGUUUGGAACUGCAGUUGCAAACUCCAACACUGGCAGUGGCUCCCGCCGUGACUCCCUGACUGGCAGCAGUGACCUUUAUAAGAGGACAUCGAGCAGCUUGACCCCCAUUGGACACAGUUUUUAUAACGGCCUUAGCUUUUCCUCCUCUCCUGGACCCGUGGGCAUGCCUCUCCCUAGUCAGGGACCAGGACAUUCACAGACACCACCUCCUUCCCUCUCUUCACAUGGAUCCUCUUCAAGCUUAAACCUGGGAGGACUCACAAACGGCAGUGGAAGAUACAUCUCUGCUGCUCCUGGUGCCGAAGCCAAGUACCGAAGUGCGAGCAGUGCCUCCAGCCUCUUCAGCCCCAGCAGCACCCUUUUCUCUUCCUCUCGCUUGAGAUACGGAAUGUCUGAUGUCAUGCCCUCUGGCAGGAGCAGACUGUUGGAAGAUUUUCGAAAUAACCGGUACCCUAAUUUACAACUGCGCGAGAUUGCUGGACAUAUAAUGGAAUUUUCCCAAGACCAGCAUGGUUCCAGAUUCAUUCAGCUGAAACUAGAGCGUGCCACAGCAGCUGAGCGCCAGCUUGUGUUCAACGAAAUCCUCCAGGCUGCUUACCAACUUAUGGUGGAUGUAUUUGGAAAUUAUGUCAUCCAGAAGUUCUUUGAAUUUGGCAGCCAUGAACAGAAGCUGGCUUUGGCAGAACGGAUUCGAGGCCAUGUCCUAUCACUGGCACUGCAGAUGUAUGGCUGCCGAGUUAUCCAGAAAGCUCUUGAAUUUAUCCCCUCAGACCAGCAGGUAAUUAACGAGAUGGUUCGGGAACUAGACGGCCAUGUCCUCAAGUGUGUGAAAGAUCAGAAUGGCAACCAUGUGGUCCAGAAGUGCAUUGAAUGUGUGCAGCCCCAGUCCUUGCAGUUUAUCAUUGAUGCAUUUAAGGGGCAGGUAUUUGCUUUGUCCACACAUCCUUAUGGCUGCCGUGUGAUUCAGAGAAUCCUGGAGCACUGUCUCCCUGACCAGACCCUUCCUAUCCUAGAGGAGCUUCACCAGCACACGGAGCAGCUUGUGCAGGAUCAGUAUGGAAAUUAUGUAAUCCAACACGUACUGGAGCAUGGUCGCCCUGAAGAUAAAAGCAAAAUUGUAGCAGAGAUCCGAGGCAAUGUGCUUGUAUUGAGUCAGCACAAAUUUGCAAGCAAUGUCGUGGAGAAGUGUGUUACGCAUGCGUCACGUACGGAGCGUGCUGUGCUCAUCGAUGAGGUGUGCACCAUGAACGACGGUCCCCACAGUGCCUUAUACACCAUGAUGAAGGACCAGUAUGCCAACUACGUGGUCCAGAAGAUGAUCGAUGUGGCAGAGCCUGGCCAGCGGAAGAUUGUCAUGCAUAAGAUCCGGCCCCACAUCGCCACUCUACGCAAGUACACUUACGGCAAGCACAUCUUGGCCAAGCUGGAGAAGUACUACAUGAAGAAUGGUGUGGACUUGGGGCCCAUCUGUGGUCCCCCGAAUGGUAUUAUCUGAGCAGUGCAGCCCAUUCCCGAGCCCGCUGACCUCGCUGAUCCCCGGCAGAUCCAACCAGCAGCCGCAAGGGUCCUGAGGCCGGCGUCUCGGGCCAGUGGUUGCUGCAGGGUUGUGCCCUCCCAGAAACGAAUCAACUCCGCAGUCAAAAGGACGUGCAAAAGUUGAGCCCUGCCCACCCAGCCUUCCUACAAUCAGAGCCCUCCACCCACCCACCCGCCCACCUGUAAAGUGUCAACUGCCCUUUCUUUUUGUACAGAAGAUGAACUGUAUUUUGCAUUUUGUCUACUUGUAAGUGAAUGUAACAUACUGUCAAUUUUCUUCGUUUGAAUAUAGAAUUGUAACACUACGCGGUGUACAUUUCCAGAGCCUUGUGUAUAUUUCCAAUGAACUUUUUUGCAAGCACACUUGUAACCAUAUGUGUAUAAUUAACAAACCUGUGUAUGCUUAUGCCUGGGCACCUAUUUUUUGUAACUCUUGUGUAGAUUGUCUCUAAACAACGUGUGAUCUUUAUUUUGAAAAAUACAGAACUUUGGAAUCUGA
Molecule: messenger RNA, 3758 nt
Organism: Dipodomys ordii (Ord's kangaroo rat)
Lineage: Eukaryota; Metazoa; Chordata; Mammalia; Rodentia; Heteromyidae
Gene: Pum1
Product: pumilio RNA-binding family member 1
Exons: 21
Coding region: 21-3218 (1065 amino acids)
Biological process (GO): regulation of mRNA stability; miRNA processing
Cellular component (GO): cytosol; cytoplasm
Molecular function (GO): mRNA 3'-UTR binding
Source: RefSeq, a predicted model, not a curated record